AUGUCCGACGCCGAAGUUUCUAUAUCCUCUACCCCGGUCCAGGACGGAAAGAAAUACUCCAUCAAGGUCCCUGGAGGCGGAGCUCUAAGCGUCGUCCCAGGAAAAUACAAGAACGAAGAGGUCCACAUCCGAUCCUGGGAAAACGCCAAAAACCAGCUGUGGGUGGCGGAAGCCAACGACGGUGGCUUUGGAUUCCGCAACGCAAGUUCCGGAAGGUUGCUGGGGGUGAACAAGAAUGGAGAUAUCGCAGUUGACGCGGAUAAGCUGGAUUCCUGGGAACGGUUCAAGUUCUUGAGCGUCGAGUCCGGGUAUCUCUUUUGGGUUAUCUACAACGGCACACAGCAGUAUCUUUACCGACCUGCCCAGUGGGAUUCUCUUCAAAUCACGACUCAUCAGUCCAGUGCUAUUUCGCUGCAGAUUCACAAAGAAUGA
Molecule: messenger RNA, 432 nt
Organism: Aspergillus lentulus
Lineage: Eukaryota; Fungi; Ascomycota; Eurotiomycetes; Eurotiales; Aspergillaceae
Source: RefSeq, a predicted model, not a curated record